This is a messenger RNA of Neoarius graeffei (lesser salmon catfish), 1022 nucleotides long. RefSeq names its product prostate stem cell antigen-like. Lineage: Eukaryota; Metazoa; Chordata; Actinopteri; Siluriformes; Ariidae. The record is from RefSeq and is a predicted model, not a curated record. The transcript has 3 exons. Bases 30 to 413 code for a protein of 127 amino acids.
AAAACGCACACAGCUGUUGGUAGAGAAGCAUGGAGAACCUUUCUGGACUGCUGGUUUUCCUCCUAACUAUCCACUCAGUAAAUUCUCUGAAGUGUUAUGUGUGCAGUUCCACUCCAUCUAAUGAGCACUGCAACAGAAAUGCAGAGGAGUGUCAGGCUCCUCUUGAUACCUGCAUGACCACUGUGGACAUACUGGGUGACGUGAAAGCAAUCGGGAAGCAGUGUUCCAGUUUGAAAACGUGUGCAGGAGCUGCAAGCACUGCCUCACUCGAUGCAGAAGGAAAUGGCAAUGAAGUUACGUGCUGUAACAGUCACCUGUGCAACGUCAGCACUGCAACAACCAUUCAGCUGUGCACAUGGCUACUGAGUCUACCUCUGUGUCUACUCACCCUACUCAUUAAACAAGAUGGUUAAAAAGUACACAAACUCAGCUCUAUUCGGUUUAUACUUUUAUCUGACGAGAUCACACUCUGCAAGUGUUCAAUAAUAAAAAGCCAGUUAAUGGUCAGAGCACUGGAGUCUAAGAACCCAGCAUUAGAUUUGGUAAUGGAGGCCAGUAAGAACAUUAACACAAGUCUUUUGUGGAUUUCAAUGAACGUUGUUCACACUCAGGACAGUACAUUACCAACAACCCAAGUUUAAUUCAUUACUAAAUAUAUGUACAAGGAAGACAUAAUUGCACUAAGGCAAGUUUUCAUUCUUAAGUUGUUAUAUUACUGUUCAUGACCAUUCACUUAAAGUGAUGGCACAAUCGUAAUCUAAUGUUUAACCAUAAGUUACCAUUCACAGAAGAAUAACUUGGGCUCUCAUGUUAGAGUUCUAUUUAAUUCCUGAUCUAUUGGCACAAAAAGUGCUCAAAUAUUCCAAAUAAAAUACAACCAAGCAUUACUACACUUGCACAUGUAUUCUUACUCAGGAAGAUCUGCAAAUCUAGCAAAGAAUCAUUCUACUGAGCUGUUAAAUAAACUGUCCCAUUCAUAAUGUGUGUCAUUUUCAAAAAAUAAAACCAUCUACAACAUGAAA